Molecule: messenger RNA, 2982 nt
Organism: Saccostrea cuccullata (small rock oyster)
Lineage: Eukaryota; Metazoa; Mollusca; Bivalvia; Ostreida; Ostreidae
Exons: 25
Coding region: 181-2838 (885 amino acids)
Biological process (GO): metal ion transport; monoatomic cation transmembrane transport
Cellular component (GO): plasma membrane
Molecular function (GO): monoatomic cation channel activity
Source: RefSeq, a predicted model, not a curated record
AUAGAAAGCCAACAAGAAGAAAAUGAGGUCAAGAUAGUACAGGGUAGAAGCAGACUCCUGCAUAUCAUAAGAAGUGUUUCUGAAAAAUCAGGGGUGCCAUGCUUUUACAUCGUGGAAAGGACAUUGUUUUCUCAGGAUAAAGUUAUCAUUCACCAGAAAACAACCAAAGAAACAAUACAAAUGUUGAUUAAAAUGGGAGAAUAUGCUUUCGAAAGAGGCGAUUAUAAAUCUGAAGAAAACGAAAUUAAAUAUUUCCAAUGCAUGAUAGAAGCUGCUUCUGGUCACGUGGUACUUCCUGUUGCCUUAUCCCUGGAUAAUGGCGGAUUUCAAAAACAGAUUGUUGAUAAUGCUGUUGACAUGAAAUUUCCUAUUAUAUCGUCCAAGAAAUCUACCAAAGAUGCAACUGUGACCUUAAUCAAUCCUUAUGGAGACCAUCAUAAUAAAGAGGAAUAUAGCAGUGUUCUAUUAGCAACGAAAUAUUUAUUUAAUAUUGAUAAACCCUGGAAAGUAGAAAUGGAAUACGACGCUCAAGUGUGUCGCAAUGAUUUGACUACACUAAAAGACGCAAAUGAAGCAUCAUUUACUGAUGAAAUGCCACAUGAACUUUACCAUUUGGAUACAAUAAUAUGUUGUACAGUUAUUGCCGUGUGCAUGACAGAAGGAGCUCAUAGUGAUUUCAAGGAAAAAUAUGCCAAUCCUCUGUGUAUGUAUCUUUUAAAAACUGGGAAAUGGAAAAUUCCGAAAGACUGCAUCAAAAACUUUUUUAGUCAUCGUUCCAUUGAAUAUAUUUUUGAAAAGAACAUGACACAGGAGUUCCAAAAUGGUCUUUGGAUGGAUAUAAAAGAACUGACUAACAAUGUAUACCAGCCUCCUGUUUGGGAUGUUCGAGACAAAGAGCUUAAAACUUCAAUUUCUGGGCUGUUUGGACUCAUCUUUUUAGCCUUGUUAAAAAGAAAAUUCUACGCCGGCGCAAAGCAAUUUAUUGAAACAGGAUGCGUGCGUAUUCAUUUUAUUCUUGUUGGAUGUGUCAUUCUACAAGAGGCCGUGGAUGACUGGAGAACAAGUGAAGAGGAUAAAGAAAGAUUCGAGCUGAUGAUAAAAAAAUUUACACAUCAAGCUCUACGAAUCCUCAGUUGUGUACAUGAAGCAGACAAACAAAAGAAUGCAAAAACACAAGCACAGGAAAAUAAAACGGAAUCAUUCACUGGAGAGGAAGAAAUAUUAUUAGGAACAAAUAUUCAGCAUUCUGGCAGACUUCUCCUUAACCAUGGUUAUCUUACUGGUGGCAUUCAAACAGAGAACAAAAUUUUUCUUGACAAUGAAGUUGUUAAAAACAUUCUUAACCAGAUGUGGUACGGUAGUGAAAAGGAUACCAAAUGCAAAGUACUGGGCUUUGUGCUAUUGGUAAUUCUUCAUGUCAUUCUACUACCGUUUCUGAUGAUAACACUGGAAAACAAACGUCUAAAAUGGUUGUACAGGCAAUAUAAAGUUCCAGUUAUGAAGGUUUUCUUGAACGUGCUGAGUCUUCUUGCUCUCCUGACAGGAUAUGCUUAUAUGCUUCUGUUUGACUUUGACAAAGGGAUAUCUAACACAGAUAUUUUUGUUAUUUCCUGGAUGAUCAGCUUUUUCUUUGAAGAAGCAAAACAGGUGUUCAUAGCGGUUAUAAGGCAAAGAAAGAAGCAGUAUAUAACAAACCCAUGGAAUAUUCUUGAUUGGUUGUCUUUGACAACGUACACAUGUGGCAUGCUUAUGAAAACUGAAGACACGAAUGACUUCUUUACUGCAUCUAAAGUACUGCUUGUUGCAGCUUUCAUCAUGCUCAGUAUACGAAUCCUUCAUAUGCUUUCAGUGUCCGAGUUGUUGGGUCCAAAGUUAGUUAUCAUCCAGAAAAUGUUUAAGGAUACAUUUGCUUUUAUGGCAAUUAUGUUUGUUAUCACCAUGUGCUACAACAUCUCCUACCACGCCAUACUAUAUUCUGAAAAUUCGGAAUUUACUUUUGAGGAACUGGAGAAAAUAACGAAAAAUGGAUACUGGAUGUUAUUCGGAGAGCUGAAUUUGGAAGUAGAGAGAUUGACGGAACCUGAUUGCACAUUUAACCAAACUGAAUAUAGAGAUGGGUCACAAGAAAGAUGUCCUUCAUCACUAGGGAGGAUUCUGGCCCCCUAUCUUAAAGCCGUUUACGUGCUCACGGCAGUCAUACUGCUUUUAAAUUUGCUUAUUGCCAUUUACAGUAAUACGUUUGCUGAAGUUCAAGAGAAGUCAAAGUUCUACUGGUCUCAGCUCCAAACUGAUUUUUUGGAAGAGUUCAGUCUGAAAAGCAUUUUUCCUAUACACAUGCAAUUAUUAGCGAUUCCCUUCUUUGUCAUCCACGCUGUUGUUUGGAUUGUGACUUCCAGACCUAAGUGCUGUAAUUCGUCAGCUAGAGAUGAUAAAUCAACUAAUGACCAUGCACCAUAUACGCAUGGAGAUGAUAUAAAAGAAAUGGAAAGAACCCCCAUGUUUGUAAAAGCAUUUAUAUAUGAUAGCAACUAUGAUUUAAGACUAAAGAAAACAAGGGAAGUUGAAGGUCAUGCCACCUUAAUCACUAAGGGCGAAAUGGAUAUCAAUGAAGAAAAUAAGCUCAAGGAAAUGAAUAGAAACAUGAUGAGGCACCGCAGAAAAAUAGAAAAGAGCAUGAUAGAAAACUUACAUAAGAUGGAGUUGAACCUUCUGGCAAAGCUGACACCAGAUUCUUCUAAUCCAUCUCUCAUGAAGCAUCAAACGCAAUCUUCCAUCAAAUCUAGACUAUCGUCGCAUGCAUUAGAUUUUGAAAGUGAUUCGGACACGCAGCACAGUUAAGGUUACAAAAAGGAGGCGGAGCCUGAUUUGUACGGGAAAACUUGACUAUGCCAUCAUACACAAUAUACGUCAUACAACAUUUCUUUAAAAUACCACAAAAUGAUUUUAUCUGCUAAUCUGAACAGUAAGAAAUCAUCAAACUAC